Messenger RNA from Macadamia integrifolia, 997 nucleotides. RefSeq lists its product as uncharacterized. The record is from RefSeq and is a predicted model, not a curated record. NCBI's taxonomy places the organism in Eukaryota, Viridiplantae, Streptophyta, Magnoliopsida, Proteales, Proteaceae.
GUGUGAAGAUGCGAAAAAUAUCACGGCCUUUAAAUCUAUCAAACACUUUCUCUAUGCAAGUUUACGUGCUUCAGCCAAGUACAUGGUUUCAUCAUGUUAGACAGAGUCCAGAUGACAGAGGACUUACCAUUGCAAUUAACUAUUGGUAUGAUAUGCAGUUUGAUAUCAAGUAUGCGUACUUCAACUUCUUGCAAUCAAUUCAUUGUCCAUCAUCCUUUUUCUUACUGGAGGAGCCAAGGACUGGGGAAGAUUCUAACAUUAUACCGACAAAUUCUGCUGCUGAUGCUGCACAUCAGGACCUUAGUUGCAGGUUUUUAUCAGAAACUAACCACGACAUUCCUUUGGCUACAGAAAGCGAACCUGAUGCUUCAGAAAAAAAAUUGCAAUUUUGUCUGAAGUAGCAGAUGCUAAAGAAGAUUUGGGCUGACUAUGAUUAUAAUGUGGAGUUGGUUUGCGAAGUGAUUUGCAUGGCUACAGGUCUUUCAUAGCAGAUUUAGAUUUGCUGGGAAUAUGUGUUGGAUUUGGGAAAGAAAGUUGUGACUAUUUUGCUUGAGUGAUAAAAAACAGUAAGUGCGCCAGCCAGUUUGAUUGUAUUGUUUCAAUAGCUAGUAACAUGAUGCAACAGAGAUUGCAGGAGUGGCCGUGGGAGGCGUUCUUUAUCUUAUUGACAUUAGAGACUCUUUUGACUUGGAAGGGGUUUAAGUCACUGAAGACAGACAGAUGUUCUAUUAACGUGGUUCGUCAGUUAGCCAAAUGGGCUAGGAAAACAGUAUUUUGAAUGAUGUAUAUUAUACUUUACCUCCCUUUAUUUACUAAUGAAGUUUUUAGUUUCAUUAUAAAAAAGUUCUCAAAAUUGGAUGCCCUCAUAUGAAAACUUACAGUUUUGGGGGCAGGUUAUGAUUCCACAACCACUUCCAAACCAAAGAGUCUCCUAUUGAGGAUGCCCUAUUGUCUCUUGUAUGUUUCAAGCUAACUAAUGACAAAGAAGUUUCUAUUC